Messenger RNA from Symbiodinium sp. CCMP2592, 2361 nucleotides. Lineage: Eukaryota; Dinophyceae; Suessiales; Symbiodiniaceae. The record is from the annotation of a GenBank genome assembly.
AUGGUGCAGUUGGACUGCACGAAAGAUGCUGCAGAUGUAGCAAAGCAGCUGGAGAGCGAGCACGCGGGGGAUCUUGAGUUCGUGGAGCUCGAUCAGCGCAACCUUUUCAAGAUGCAGAGCCCGCAGAUCGCGGACCCACACUGGUCCAGGCAGUGGGGCUUCCGCCGGAGUGGCUUCGAUUCGGCAUGGAGCCGCUUGGAGUCGCUGCAAGUGGAACCCGCGCCGGUCACCAUCGCCGUGCUCGAUACGGGGAUCCAGCUGAACCACGAGGACCUGCAGGGUCGCCUUUGGCAGAACGAGGGCGAGAUCCCCAACAACGGCGUGGACGACGAUGGCAACGGCUUUGUGGAUGACGUGCACGGCUAUGACUUUGCAGAUGAGGACGGCGACCCGUCAGAUGACGACGGCCACGGGACGCACUGUGCAGGGGUCAUUGCCGCUGUCCGAAAUGCUGUGGGGGUGGUGGGGGCUGCCGGCGGCAAUCCUGCGAUACGGAUCAUGGCUCUGCGGUUCCUUAGCCGGGAUGGGGGCCGCACCAGCGACGCAGUGCUAGCGCUGAACUAUGCCAUCUCCAUGGGGGCCAUCAUCUCCUCAAACAGCUGGGGUGGGCCUUCCCACAGCCUUGCGCUACAGGCGGCGGUUCAGAGCGCGAAGGAAGCGGGCCACAUGUUCGUGGCAGCAGCAGGCAAUCUGGGUAGAAGUAACGACCUAAUCCCGACGUACCCCUGCAACUACGAGCCUGCCUUGUGCGUGGCAGCGACAGCACCCACGGACCAGUUGGCCGACUACAGCAAUUAUGGCGUUGACUCGGUGCAGAUCGCAGCUCCAGGCACGGACAUCUUCAGCACGCACCUGGGGUCUCGAAGCUACAUGGCCCUCAGCGGCACGUCCAUGGCCACCCCGCUGGUUGCGGGAGCCACGGCUCUCGUCUGGAGUUGGAUGGGCCGAAGCUUCGUGAGCGAUUUGGAAGACCUGCAGUCUAUCGUGGUGGAGUCUGCCGAGCGGGCGCCCUGGCUGGAUGGCUUUGUUUCUGCUGGGCUCCUGGACGUCGGGGCAAUGGUAUCGAAGGCAGAGUCCAGGAACUGGAUUCGUCUCCAGGAGCCUUUGGGUGGCUGGAGAGAUCCAACGGGCACACUGGCUCGGGUGUCGGUGCCGGCCAACGGCGCCGUGUCCUUGGGGGUGGAGAUCGGCCAUGAGUUCCUGGGGGUGGGUGUCUACCAGGCCCAGAUCAACAUCGACUGGGGAGAGGGCAAGAAGGAUUGCAACGAGAAGGUGCCAGUGCAGUAUGAGAUACUUGGCACGCCUUUCCUGCCUUCCACGAUCUUUGCCGGCACGCUUCAAUUCGGGACGGUCCCGGUCGGAGGAGAGGGUCGACGCACCGUGCGGAUCUGGAACUUCGGAAAUGGCACUGCCCGAGCACAAGUCCUGCCACUGGCGGUGCCCUUCGCAGGACCGAGUAUGGAGGUGUCUGUGGAGCCGCACCAGUCCGCAGACGUCGUGAUCACAUGUCGCCCACGUAGCACGGGCACCUACGCGGGCACAGUGGAGUUCAAGACGAAUUCGGGCCUCACCGCGUUCGAUGCGGUUGCAGUGGACGCCCUGGACCACGGUGAAGCUUUCACGAUGCCGCUCCAUUGUGAAGGAAGCGAGGCCCCACACAUGGAGUUGGAUGCCUUCAGCGGCGUCAUGCUCCUGCGUGAGGGUGAACUUCCUUUCCACGUCUCGCCCAGCGUUCCUGCUGAGUGGGAGUCCGAGAUCGUGGACCCUCAGGCUCCGGAGUGCAACGUCACGGCGUUCUUAGCGGCAGCUUCCACUACGAAUGAGCAAGGCUGUGAGCCCCACGAAUCCUCCUUGGCCGGCAAGAUCGUCAUCGUCGCUCGCGGCGGCUGCACUUUCCAGCAGAAGACGGAGAUGAUUGAGGCCAGGACUUCUUGGUGCCUGCGAAGAAUAUCCAACAACAACACCUCCAACAGUAGCAGUAACAGGAAUAGCAAUAGAAACAGCCGUUUGACAGAGACAGUCACAACGACAACGACAGCAACAUUUGCAGCAACAGCAGCAGCAUCAGCUAUAGCAACAGGCAUAGACAUGGCAAAGGCAAUAGCAACAACAACAACACCAGCCCCAACACCAACCCAAGACCAAGACCAAGACCAACACCCACACCGCCGCCACCGCCAGCAGCAGCAGCCGCAGCAGCAGCAGCAACAGCAAGAUCAAGAUCAAGAGCAAGAGCCAGAGCAACAGCACCACCACCACCACCACCAACAACAGCAACACCAGCAGCAGCAGCAGCAGCAGCAACAACAGCAACAGCAACAACAACAACAUUAUCGGCACCACCAACAGCAACAACUGUAG